GUGGUUAUGGAAAACAGAAGAAAAAGCUAACCGAUAAACAGGCUGAAUCCGCAAACUGCGUUGAUGACUGGCAAACUGAGAAUUUGUGACGGGUAAUAUAUUAUAGCGUUAACUUUUCGACUGACUGUUUGUAGUUUUAUAUGACAUAGCUAAACACGAUUAGCCACUUUUGGAGGCGAGAAGAAAGGCAUACAAUGCCGUGGGAGCGCUUUUUCUCAUCUUCGCCUCUCCUUGCUCGUCUUCCUCAUUUACCGACUGCGUGAGGACGGACUCAAACAAGAAACUGCUGUAUCGACAACUGUCAAUAACUGUAGCUAGCAAGCUAGCUAGCUGUAACCUGAACAAGUGUUAAUUUACAAUGGCGGAUAGCGUAGAAGAGGUUGCUAAUGGUGAAACUGGGUUAGGUGUUGGUAGUCAGGGAAAUGGAGCUCCGUUGUUACCUAGUUUGGGUAAUUCUCUGCCGGGCCACUCGACGAGUGGAGCUAACCUGGCCUCACCACCUCCUGCAGCGGCCGCAGAGACUGGCCUAGCUGUCAUGUCCCCUGGAGCCACAACCACAACCGUGGUGACUGGGAGCGGGUUUGGAGGUGCAGGUGUUCUUAGCGCUGUAGUGGGCUCUGCCAUUCCAAUACCCCUCUACUCCGCCACCAAUGCUCUGCCAGGCGGUAUCGGUUUGGGGGUGGCCGGAGCAGGCCUCUUGUCCCAAAUUCAUGCAACGUCCUGGGACCCAACACUAAGUACCGACUGGGACAACGAGAAGACGUCCCAGCAAUGCAUUCUCCGAAUCAAAAGGGAUAUAAUGUCCAUCUAUAAGGAGCCUCCCCCGGGUAUGUUUGUGGUUCCUGACCCUCACGACAUGACUAAGAUCCAUGCCCUCAUCACAGGACCCUUCGACACGCCCUACGAGGGAGGCUUCUUCCUCUUCCUGUUCCGCUGCCCCCCGGACUACCCCAUCCACCCCCCACGGGUCAAGCUCAUCACCACCGGCCAAAACACUGUGCGCUUCAACCCCAACUUUUACCGUAACGGCAAAGUAUGCCUCAGCAUCCUCGGGACUUGGACAGGGCCAGCAUGGAGCCCAGCCCAAAGCAUCUCCUCCGUUCUGAUCUCCAUCCAGUCCCUGAUGACUGAGAACCCUUACCACAAUGAGCCAGGCUUUGAACAGGAGAGACACCCGGGGGACAGCAAGAACUACAAUGAGUGCAUCCGCCAUGAGACCAUGCGCGUGGCUGUAUGUGACAUGCUGGAUGGGAAGGUGCCCUGUCCAGAAGCAUUGUGGAGUGUGAUGGAGAAAUCAUUCCUGGAGUACUAUGACUUCUACGAGGGGGUCUGCAAAGAGAGACUACACCAACAGGGACAGAACAUGCAGGACCCUUUUGGGGAGAAGAGGGGUCGCUUCGACUACCAGGGCCUACUGGCACGCCUGAGCACCACCCAGAGGCGCAUUCGGGAGAAGUGCCCACCGGAGGACAACGAUGACCACUCAGACUCUGACACCAGCUCCUCAGGCACGGACCCAGAUAGCCAGGGCAGCUCCCAGCCUUAGUCACCAGAUGGCGCCACACUACCUUUCUUUUUCAGUCUCCCCCUUUCUGUUUUUGCAAGAUGGUUUUGGCUCAAGUGAGAUGUUGAGGGUAAAGGCCUGAUUUCAGGAAGCACUUGUGAUACAAAGGCAGGGGAUAGCUUAAUGUCUGUUUUGAUUGGUUCUUUUUCCUUCUCCCCCCCAAUGACUGCCUUUUAAUUUGUUUCCCCCAGCUGUUGUAAGUUAACAAUGCCAGUCUACGCUUAGAUGGUGUUGGGAGUUUGGCUUGUAGAAAUGGACAUUGUUUCUUUGAAAACAAUUUGUCAUAGAUUCUGCCUUUUUGUCUUUGUUUUCCCAUGCCCGAUUGGAUUAGGAAGAAGCGGUGAAAUCUGAGAUUGUGAAUAUUGAGAAUGGUCAGUCUGUACAACCACAUCAGUCGUCUUAAUCAAAUCACCAAACUUCUAUUCAUUCAUACAUUGGUACACACACCUCAGACUAUCCACUUCUAAAGUCCCAUUGUCUCAUGUUCUUUCCUUAAUCUGAAUAGUACUUAAUAAAAUUAUGAACCAAGUCAUAAUUACAUUAUGAAUUCAUAAUGAAUUGCAUUAGUAAAAAUAAAAAACACCUCCAGUAAUGCCUAGUACAAAAUAUGUACACUUGCGGCCACAUAUAUUGGCACCUUUGCACUUUACAGUGGAACAGAUUGUAAUAUUUAUUAUUUUCAAAACUUUGGAUAGCUAUUUUUACCCUGUAGGCACUUGCAACUUAUGACAAGUGAGGAUAAAUGACACAAUCACUUGCCUCUAACCAAAUUGUUUUGAAUUUUCAAUAAUGCAGUCCAGGCCAUAUUUUGACUUUAAAAAAAAUCCAUUUCAGUUUCAUAACAUUUCUUGGCCCUUUGCAGAUACAAUUACGUGUAAAGUUUUUUUCUCUACUUAUUUGUGAAGAAAUAGUGAAUCGUUCGAGGGUGCCAAUAUGCACAGCGAGAGAGUUUAUUGUGGUCUAUGGGGAGUUUCUUCAAAUAAUUUUCCAUUGACUGACCCCUAAAGCCUGCAUGGAAAGUUAUUUUUUUUAAACAUUUUCUCUGCAUGAAAACAAAUCUCAAUGUUUGAUGUUCAUGAUUAUCAUUGAGCUGUAUGUAGUGUUGUGGAUUUCACCUUCAAGAGAUGUUUUUCUUCUCUGAUGCUAAAAUGCUGGUAGAGUAAUAGGGAUCCUAAUAUCUCCAUUUAAGCUAAAUGGUGGAGUCUAUGGAUACAUUAGGUUUGUGGUCACUACAAAACGUUUAGAAAGAUGGAUUUGUCAUUUGACCUGUCCCAUUUAACCAAUGCCACGUUUUCCAUUGCAUUUUUCAUUGAAGGCAGUGGACUGGUGCCUCUUCAACUCUAUAUAGCGGAGUCAGCUGGUACCAAACAGGCACAGACCUGUUUGUUAGAUCUCCACGGUGUCACCUUUUCAGUCAUCUGAAAGCCACCACCAGGAUUUUCAAACGAGCCACGGGAAAUGUUUUAUGAUGGUAACAUAAAUACCAGACACCUGCUUCGAUGCCGUGACAACUUUCAUUCAUUGAGAGUUUUCGCCUGCGAUGGGUUUCUGUAGAUUGAUUUGUAGAAUGAUUUUAUGUUGGUUUGGCCAUUUUUAAGCGGUAAAUGUUCUACAUUGGCUUACAUAUAUGGUGUCAGAAGUGCGUUCCACAGGUUAAAACAGUCUUAAGAUACAAGUUCAAUAUAAACCUGGCAGUAACACUGACAACACAAACUUUAAAUGGACUUCAAGUGGUCGAGGAUUUUUUUUUUAAGUAUGAGAAACCGUAUGACCUGUUCUAAACAGUGGUCUUGUCUGCUGUAAAUGGUCAAUCUUAUUCUUUCAUAUUGAUGUGAAGUUCUUAUUCUCGCUUUGAAAGACGUUAAGCCUUAUCGAGACUUCUUCCCGAGCCACAAUUGUUUUCAGUCUCUGAAUUGUCCCCCUUCAAAGUGUCACAAAACAUUGCAUAUCAGCCUGGGCAGCUCACCAAUAACCUCUAGUGAGGCCUCAGCGGCUGUACAGCGGAUAGGGGGCUAAACACCUCUACCGUGUCACUUGGUUUGUAGUCCUGUCUAGCAAGAUGCAACAAAUAAUUAUACUGUCUUCAGUCUUUAUUGCAUUUUGGAAAUACCCACUCAGGAUACAACAAAACCUCUUGCUUUGUAAUUGCCUGUCUGGACCACAAUCUACUGUCUAAUUAAGGAGGCCAGCUCCAAUGCAGAGUGGCACCCAAACAGGACUGGACCACACCCUUUUCCUUCUCAUGGACAUGUUUUUCUAUUCCCUCCCAUCUGGGUGCAUUUCUGCUUACUUCUCUCAGUUGACAGGGACUGGGACUUCCUCUCACAGGAAAAAAUGUUGGAUUUAAUAGAUCUACUGUAUGAGAGUACUGCUAACUUUGUUUACAAAGUUUGGGGAAAAAAUGUCUAAAAUGUAUGACUCUACUGCAAAUGAAAAUAUUAAAGCAAAGAUACUACUGGCCAGCUCCACUGCAAAGGAUUAGGUGUGAGAUGCUCAAUGUAGCGACCAGUCUGUUUGAAGCCUUGUUAUGGUUUGGUGUGUAUAUUCCUGUAGCAUUCUGAUGUGACCCGUCUAGUGUGUCCCUUGUCUGAUGGUUUAUUUUGGGUUUGUGCCCCCAACCCAGAGAUUCAAACUGAAUCGCUUUUAUUAAGGCAUCUUCAAUCCAUAAUGAUAUGGAUUUCCAUGUAGAUGUUUUCAGGAAGUGACUUAUGUAAAGCAUAGAAACUUCUAGAAUAAAUGUUGGCCAUGACAUAGUAAAAGUAUAUAAUAAUUACAAAUGGGGAUACCUUAUCUGUCAGCCAUCUCAAUGAGAUAAGUAACGUUUGUAUUGAGUCCCAUUGCGUUAAUGUCUCAUAGUAUGUCCGACCUUCAAUCUAUGGAAUUUCUUAUGAGAUGAGUGUGACACUAUAAUAUACUGCACCUUUUCCCCAAGAUUGAAUUUAGGACUUGGGAUGGUGUAGAGUAGACCACAUUGCUUCUUAGAUGGCUACCAGCAAUGUACAGGGCUGCUAAACCUAGCUGCCACAGAGCUGCUGCUCUACGACAGGGUUUCCCCGAACUCUGUUUCCCCCCCCCACCCCCUUGUGGUGCACAUUUUGGUUUUUGCCCCAGCACUACACAGCUGAUUCAAAUAACCAACUCAUCAAGCUUUGAUUAUUUGAAUCAGCUGUGUAUUGCUAUGGCAAAAAAAUAAACGUGCACCCAGGGGGUGGCCCCCAGGACGGAGUCUGGGAAAUCCUGCUCUACAGUACAUUCCCACAGGGGCGUUCAACACUCUAAUGGCCAUUCAUUCUGUCUCAGUGAAUGGUUUACAUUUUUGAGUUGACAAGAUGUGGGACCCAUUUUAGGCCUUGACUCAACGUUCCAGGCCAAGGCAUUAGUCCCAAAACUUUGACUGCCACGUUUAUGCAAGACUAUUUUCAUCUGAUUUAAUUUCUGUUUUCAUUAUAUUGUAUAUGUAAAAAAAAAAAAACUAAUAAAAUAUACAAAUGGA
Messenger RNA from Oncorhynchus tshawytscha (Chinook salmon), 5057 nucleotides. RefSeq names its product ubiquitin-conjugating enzyme E2 Z. NCBI's taxonomy places the organism in Eukaryota, Metazoa, Chordata, Actinopteri, Salmoniformes, Salmonidae. The coding region runs from base 359 to 1546 and encodes 395 amino acids. The transcript has 7 exons. The record is from RefSeq and is a predicted model, not a curated record. Gene Ontology annotation, biological process: negative regulation of apoptotic process. Gene Ontology annotation, cellular component: nucleus. Gene Ontology annotation, molecular function: cysteine-type endopeptidase inhibitor activity; ubiquitin conjugating enzyme activity.